Messenger RNA from Stegodyphus dumicola, 1292 nucleotides. It is a transcript of the gene Syx5, whose product is annotated as syntaxin 5. Gene Ontology annotation, cellular component: SNARE complex; Golgi membrane; endomembrane system. Gene Ontology annotation, biological process: vesicle fusion; intracellular protein transport; endoplasmic reticulum to Golgi vesicle-mediated transport. The record is from RefSeq and is a predicted model, not a curated record. Gene Ontology annotation, molecular function: SNAP receptor activity; SNARE binding. Lineage: Eukaryota; Metazoa; Arthropoda; Arachnida; Araneae; Eresidae.
AUAUAACAUAAAUUUAUGAAGUCUUUUUUUUUUUUUUUUUUUCUUUUUCUUUUAGUGGCUAAGAAAAAAUCUUUGUUUGAUGAUCAGCCAGUUGAAGUUCAAGAACUGAUAUAUAUUAUCAAGCAAGACAUAACAAGUUUGAAUAAGCAAAUUUCACAGCUUCAAGAACUUUCUAAAGCCAGAAAUAAUAAUCAUGGCAGGCAUAUGCAGUCACACUCAAAUUCUGUUGUAGUAUCAUUGCAAUCAAAAUUGGCAUCGAUGUCUAAUGACUUCCGACAUGUUUUGGAAGUAAGGACACAAAACCUGAAGCAUCAAAAACAGAGGAGAGAACAGUUUACUGAUGGUCCAGUAUCAGCUACACUUCCUGCUUCUGCACUGUCUGGUCAUACAGGAAGCAUUUUAUUAUCUGAUGAUUAUAAUUAUGGAGAGAAAGAAAUUGCUGUUAACAUGGAUGGCAUUAAUCAACAGCAGAUGCAACUUAUUGAUGAACAAGAUUCGUAUAUUCAAACACGGUCUGAUGCUAUGCAAAACAUAGAGGCCACAAUAGUGGAAUUAGGUACUAUAUUUAAAGAAUUAGCACACAUGGUUAAAGAACAAGAAGAGUUAGUUCAAAGGAUUGAUUCAAAUGUUGAAGAUGCCCAGCUGAACGUAGAAGCAGCGCAUUCUGAAAUUCUUAAAUUUUUUCAGUCUGUUACAUCUAAUCGAUGGCUUAUGCUAAAAGUCUUUGGAGUUUUAAUUAUAUUUUUUAUUAUAUUUGUGGUUUUUGUUGCUUAAAAUUUUAAAUGUAAUGCAAAUAGGUGGGUUUUAAAAUCAAAACUAGUGAAAAUCAUUUCAAAAUGGGACUAAUUUAAUGCCUUUUAAAAGCAGUUUGCUGUAUUCAACCUGAGAGAUGUUCAGAAACAGUGAUAUAAGCAUGAUGUGCCAUCUUAAAAAAAGUAUGUAAAAAUUGUACAUACUUGGAAAUUAUCUUUUGUCUCUAAAUGAAGGAAACUGUGUAUAAAGUUAUUAUAUUUAUAAAUUGUUUUUUACAUUUUUUGCAUAUCUUUAGUUUUCAAUAUUCAAUCACCUUUCUAUCAUUUGUAAAAUUAAUUAACUAAAUAGUUAAGUAUUUUAGAGAUAUUUCAUUAUUAACAGAUGUUAUUGCUAUAUGGAAGUGUGGCUGAAUAUCAACAUUGUAUGCAAUUAACACUGGUAAUAUUUCUGCAUAUCAUAUAUGCUGAAACUUCAUUAUGUAUCUUCAGAUGUGUAUAUGUAUAUAUAAGAUUAAAUUUUAUAAAAAUAUUGCUGUUAAA